Lachnellula hyalina is the source of this 633-nucleotide messenger RNA. RefSeq names its product 3-beta-hydroxysteroid-Delta(8),Delta(7)-isomerase (gene Ebp). The record is from RefSeq and is a predicted model, not a curated record. Gene Ontology annotation, molecular function: cholestenol delta-isomerase activity; C-8 sterol isomerase activity; steroid Delta-isomerase activity. NCBI's taxonomy places the organism in Eukaryota, Fungi, Ascomycota, Leotiomycetes, Helotiales, Lachnaceae. The transcript is spliced from 5 exons. Gene Ontology annotation, biological process: sterol biosynthetic process. Gene Ontology annotation, cellular component: membrane; endoplasmic reticulum. The coding region runs from base 1 to 633 and encodes 210 amino acids.
AUGGCUGAGACCGACAUCAUUCCUCCUCCUCAUCCCUACUACCCAGAAGGCAUUCUCCUGUCCGGAUCUAAUUUUAUCCCGAAUAGCCUUGAUGCCGUAGGUCUAGUCGCAGCCUUCGGAGCAGGAUGUACCGUCAUUCUGGGCUCAACUUUGCUGCUUGUAAAGCGUGUCAAUCCGAGUUUGAAGUUCACAGACAGGGCUUUGAUACUAUGGUGGGACAAUUCAUCUCUUCUUCGAAGGCUAUUUCAUGUACAAUCAUUCUCGAAUGGGAAGCCGGAUGGAUUUGUUUGGUCAAUUGUGGAAAGAAUCACCUGGGGCCCAUUGUCAUUCUUGACAGCUGUGCUCAUCACCAAGGACUCUCCCUACCGACACGCCAUCCAAGCCCUUGUUUCGACAGGUCAAUUUUACGGUGAUUUCCUUUAUUAUACGACCAGUUUGUUUGACGAUUACUUUUCGGGCAGGAGGUUCUAUCGCCCUGAGCCAUAUUACUUUUGGUUCUACUUUGUGGUUAUGAAUGCCUUCUGGAUCAUAAUCCCUUUACUGUGUCUAUACAGCAGCAUUAAGGCAUCAGCGAGGGCGUUUGCACUAUCGAGUAAGCUAGCAGUCAAUGGCAGUGUGAAGAAAACAUUGUGA